This is a messenger RNA of Malus domestica (apple), 1478 nucleotides long. RefSeq lists its product as uncharacterized. NCBI's taxonomy places the organism in Eukaryota, Viridiplantae, Streptophyta, Magnoliopsida, Rosales, Rosaceae. The record is from RefSeq and is a predicted model, not a curated record.
CUCUGCUCCUUCAUCUCUCCUUCCCUCUUCUUCCAUAGCUUUCUUGUGCUACUUGCAGGUUGAUUAAGGGAAUUGAGAAUUGGAUCGUACCACUUCCAUAACUUUUCUGUAAACUCAUUCACGAAACAGCUCGCUUAUUAAGCAAGAAAGAAGGAAUGUUUAGGCAACUGCAAGAUAGGGAACAACUUCAGAUGCCUAUCCUAAGGUAGCAAUUGUCCAAACUUCCAAGAUAAGAAGCAGAUUUCAAAUGAGGAUGGAAAUUGGAAAGCCUAAGAUCAGAUACCUUGCUUGCACCUACUAAACUGGACAUUCACUAAGCCGUCAAACCUCUCAGUCUUCUCUCUCUCUCUCUCUCUCUCAAUACAUAUAUAUACAUACACACAUUGUUUUGGACCUGCUGGUACCGGGAUUCUAAAGAAUGGGACUGUCUAUGAGUUUCAUGGGAUUGGGAGGAGGGCUACCAUCCGGCCGGAUGCUAAACUUUUUAAUGGCAACGCUGUACGAUCAGUUCAUCAAGAAAGAUAUCCAAAAUUUUGAGGAAUUCCAGUUCGCCAUUCUCGAUAUUUUCAACACUUUUAAUUCUUCUCUGCCCGGUAAACACUACGAAGUGCCGUUGCGCAAGGAAAUCGAGGAUAUGUUCAUACGUUGGGAAAAUGCCAAAGUGCAAGACAGGAGGAACAUCUUCAUCCAAUUUAUGAAGGACAAUGUAAGGCUAAGCAAGGUCGAUAACGCUACCGUGAUAACAGGAGUUGUAACGCCACCGGUAGCCAUGGCUGCUAAAAGAGCAGGGGAGAGUGUGCCCCAGCUGAAAAUGAUCAAGGCCAUUCCUGACGUCUUUUUCGUGCCAUCAGCAACAGUGUUGGCUCUCAUUUCUGUUAAGAUUUCCAGAAGAAUUUUCACGGCAAAAAAAGCAUCUUCGACACACUCCGAACCGGAUAUCCAGAUGAAGACCGAAACCAUUGGCGAAGCCAGAGCACCCGAAACCAUUGGCGAAGCCAGAGCACCGCAAGGAGGUGCGCCCACACCUUUGGUCAUCGGAAAUUCCCAUGAGGAGCGAGAAAUACGCCCCUCUAACCUGCACAGAACACCUUCGGUCAUCGGAACUUCCCAUGGGGAGCAAGAAAUACGCCCCUCCAACCCGAACAGAAGGUGGUGUUUGACGAAAUGCCAAAAUGAAGACUGCAUCUACUGCGCACGACCUUGUAUCUUUGAAUCAUGAAUGUUUCACCUCUGCAAUUUCUUUCUAACUUUGGAUAAUAUAUUUGUGUGGUUUAACUACUUAUGCCAUUUCAUUUCCUUUUACCAUUUACAGUCAAUUACUGAAGUAUGAAUAUAUAUAUACAUAUAUAUAUAUAGAGAGAGAGAGAGAGAGAGAGAGAAUCUUUCUGCUGCUGAAUUGUUAUUUCUUGGUUUAUAACAACUAUGACAAGUGUUUGUAUCUAUUGCAGCGUUUAAAAUGAGAGAUUGGAUAUCGGAAA